Molecule: messenger RNA, 1038 nt
Organism: Rotaria sp. Silwood1
Lineage: Eukaryota; Metazoa; Rotifera; Eurotatoria; Philodinida; Philodinidae
Source: the annotation of a GenBank genome assembly
AUGUUUAAUGAUUUAUUCUUCAAUAUUACACACAACGAGUGGACACAACCUGCUUUAGCAUCGUGUCAAAUAUUAAAAUGGAUUGGUAUCUAUUUAUGUUUUGCUUUUAUUUGUGGUAUUGGUCUCAAUGCUAUUAUUCUUAUUAUUCUUCUUCAAAAUAAACGUCGUCGAUCACCAAUUGAUAUAUUUAUUAUUGCUCUAAGUUUUGCGGAUUUAUUGGAUGCUUUACUUGGAAUACCAUUAUCACUCACAUCUAAUUUAGCUUGCCGAUGGUUGUAUGGUAAAUAUUUAUGUUAUUAUGAAGGUUUUAUUACUUAUUUUGUUGGAAUGGUUGGACUCUAUUUAUUAACUGCCUUAUCUUUGAAUAGGUAUUGGAAAAUUGUUAUACCUACAAAAGAGCAAUAUGUUACUUAUCGAACUGCUUAUAUAUCAGUAAUUUUGUCUGUACUUGGUGGUUUAUUUUGGGCAUUACCACCUGUAUUUGGUUGGAAUAAUUAUAGAUUAGAAGGUGCACGAACAACAUGUUCCAUAUGUUGGCAAGAUCGAUCAAUAAAUGUCCUUAGUUACAAUGUUUUUAUGUUUAUUUUUGCUUACAUUAUUCCAUUAAUUAUUAUGGUUUAUUGCAAUACGUGUAUUUAUCUUAAAGUACGCGAAGCAAGUAGAACACAAAUGACAUGGAAUACAAUUAAAGGCUUAUCAAAAUCAUGUUUGAAAAAACAAAACAUGGAAAAACGCAUGGCUAAAACAGUCUUUUUUAUCAUCGUUAGUUUUACAAUCGCCUGGACACCAUAUGCCAUUGUAGCAUUUAUAUCAUCAUUUUUUUCUCCGGAUUUAAUUCCACCAUUAGGUGGUACACUACCAGCAAUAUUUGCUAAAUCAUCAAUAUAUUUCAAUCCAUUUGUUUAUAUUGCAUCAAAUUCUUAUAUUCGUUCAAGAAUAUUCAGUAUGCGAAAGAAUACAAAUCGAUCAACCAUUAGUGAUUCAUUAAAAGAAACUAAUCAACAAUCACUUUCACUGAAACAACUCGAAUUUAGUUAA